Molecule: messenger RNA, 672 nt
Organism: Baudoinia panamericana UAMH 10762
Lineage: Eukaryota; Fungi; Ascomycota; Dothideomycetes; Mycosphaerellales; Teratosphaeriaceae
Exons: 3
Coding region: 53-514 (153 amino acids)
Source: RefSeq, a predicted model, not a curated record
CAACUCCAACACAUCAAACUCUCCACCACAACAACCACAACACAUUAUCAGAAUGGCCACCCUCCACUACCUUCCCCCGGUCAAGCCGUCCGCCGUCGCCCUCGGCACCGUCUUCAACCACGUCGCCUCCCUCGCCAUCCUCGGCCCGGUCUUCGGUGAGACUUACCGCCAGGCUCAGUCCGCCAACACCAAGGAGGAGUUCUUCAAGUCCAAGGAGGCCGCUUCCGCAGCCGCCGCUUGGGGUACCUCGCUCGUCGGUUCCAGCAUCCAGUCCUAUGGCGUCGGUGCGCUGCUCAAUGCAACCGGCACGAUGAGCUACAAGGGCGCUGCCUACAUGGGUGGUUUGAUCUUCCUUGCCAGCUCCGCUCCUUCCUUCAUCGCCCAGAUCUUCACCGAGAAGCGCCCACUUGACACCGUCGCCGUCGGCGCGCUCGCACGUGUCUUCGAGACUGUCGGCCUGUCCAUGUUCCUUACAUGGUGGGGCACCCGUGUGAACGCGCUCAACGUCGUUUAAGUCUGUGCUUGGGGCAGUCGAUGAUGGCAGCAGCGACAGUUGCGACGCAAAGAAGUCGAACUGCGAAGCCAGUAGGAAAGUGAGUACUGAACGCGGCUCUUUGCAGUCUGCCUAGCUACGGGAUGGACUUGCGGCACAGCGGGACGCGAACGGAGUUG